GGCUUUUACUCUGAAGGCAAAAGCACCUCAGCCUUGCCGUGGUUGCAAGCUGCUCGCUUGACGCAUCUCUCUCUCUUCUCUCCUCUCUUGCCUCUAUCUCUCUCUACCCCGCCGUCAUCCAGCUCGGUGCCGCUGCCUCGUUAAACCUGGAGCCGCCGUCAGGAAGGAUUAGCUGCCUGGUUACCAGAGAGAAAAUCAGAUGACAUUUAAAAAAAUAAAAUAAUUGAAAAAAAAAAAGCCGGAUUUUUAAGAAGGUAGUUUUUCCAUGGAAGACAGAGUGGAAGGAGACCAACUCAGAGAGAGGAUUGCAUUCACAGUCUGUGCAAGUGUGAGUGUGUGGUAGUCACAGAGUGUGUGUGUGUGUGUGUGUAUGAGUGUGCGCGCCUUGGACUCCCACUCAGUGAUGUAAAACGUGAAGGUGGAUUUUGGCAUGUGGAGGAGCAGGUAAAAAGGGCUUGUUCGUGAUGGUGCUCUGUAUGGACAAGAAGCUGUGCCAUGACAGAGGGCAACGUGGGUAAAAGAGACAUGCGACACCCAGCCCCGCACCACUGCCACCUCAUCCUGGGCGGGGCCUUGCUGCUUCUCCUGGCCAGCUCAGCUCUGAGCUGCCCCGCCCGAUGUGAGUGCUCUGCCCAAAGUAAAUCGGUCAGCUGCCACCGCAAGCGCCUGCCCACUAUCCCUGAAGGCAUCCCCAUUGAGACACGCGUCCUAGACCUCAGCAAGAACAAACUACGCCUCAUCACGCCGGACAACUUCUCUUCAUUCCAGCAGCUGGAGGACCUGGACCUCAGUGACAACCUCAUCAGCGUGGUUGAGCCCAACUCGUUUCGUUCUCAGCUCGCCCUCCGCUCGCUCAACUUCCGCAGUAACUUGCUUCAGCUGGUUCCCAUUGGCGUCCUGUCGGGCCUGACCAACCUCACCCGCCUCGACCUCAGCCACAACCGACUGGUGGUUCUCCUGGAUCAUGCCUUCCAAGACCUGCGCAAGUUGACGUCUCUUGAAGUGGGCGACAACGAACUUGUUUUCAUCUCUCAACGGGCCUUUACAGGAUUAUUUGGACUCCAAAGUCUGACCCUGGAACGUUCCAAUCUGACCGUGGUCCCUACUGAUGCUCUGGCACAUCUGCACAGUCUGGUCGAACUGCGCAUGCGCUACCUGAGCAUUAGUUUUCUAAAGCCUUACUCCUUUAAGAGGUUAUCUCGCCUGCGCCGACUAGAGAUUGAUUACUGGCCCUGGUUGGACACACUGCCUCCCCACUCACUGCACGGACUCAACCUCACAAUGUUGUUCAUAACCAACACUAACCUAUCUGCCUUCCCCGGCGCAGCGCUGCGCAACCUGCCCUACCUCACACAUCUCAACUUGUCCUACAGCCGAAUCCAGCAUAUCCAUCAGGGAGAGCUGGGCCAACUCCCAUGCCUGCUAGAACUCCGCCUCCAAGGGGCUCAGCUGGUUUCUAUCGAGCCCUUUGCUUUUGCGGGCCUCAAAUCUUUGCAACUGCUGGAUGUGUCACAGAACCGCCUGGACUCUCUGGAGAGGGGAGUGUUUGCCUCACCAGACAGCCUCCAGAGGCUUUGUCUGGGAGGGAACCCAUUAGUGUGCGACUGCAGAUUGCUUUGGCUGCUCACUAGCCACAAGCCCCCCUCUCUGCAGAUUCUGGACGUCCAGCCUGAGUGCAGCGCUCCCGAGCACCUCCUGGGGAAAACUCUGCGUGACCUCAAAGAACCUCUGGUGUCCAGGUACAUGACCUGCACCAAGCCAAGAAUUGGACCCAACACGACACAGCUGCUGAUGGCUGAUGAGGGUCAGCCAGCCCGCCUGAGCUGCAUGGCAGAGGGAGCACCUCGACCCUCUGUGGUCUGGAUUACACCUCACAGACGCUACAUCACAGCCAAGAGCAGUGGUAGGGUGGAAGUCCAACCAGAUGGUACCCUGGAGAUCAAGGCAGCAGAGCUGCAUGACAGCGGGGUGUACUUGUGUAUUGCCAGUAACCCUGCUGGCAACGCUAGCCUGUCAGCCUCUUUAGCUGUGAAGAGCCUGGGCAUCGGGGACAGAUCUCACUAUAGCAACAGGAGCUCAAACUAUCUGACAGACUCUAACAGCACAUGGGGGAAUGGGACUGUACUGUACAACAUGACAGUCCCCAUAGACAUUAAGACUAUCAUCAUAUCUACAGCCAUGGGCUGCCUGUCCUUCCUAGGUGUGGUCGUAUUCUGCUUCCUGCUUCUGUUCGCCUGGAGCCGAGGGAAAGGACGCCAUAAGAGCAACUUUGAUAUCGAAUAUGUCCCUCGCAAAUCCAACGGGGCAGCCGCUGAGGUGACAGAAACAAGUGGCCCAAGACGGGUCAACAUGAAAAUGAUUUGAGAAUGAUGCAGACUGAUGCAUAUGAUAGCAACGUCAACAACACAGUGCACACAUAUCAGCUGAAAAAAAAUGUUUUUUUCUAUGACACAGUGGAUUUGUGACAAACGAAAGUGAUGUACUGUUAUAGUGGGUGUCAAUAUGACAGUGAUCUAGUGAUAAAGUGGACGUGUGAAUAUAAAAGUGAUAUAUGAAACCGUGGACGUGUUUAUAUGAAAUAAUGUUCUCAUACAGUACAUUGAAUAUAAUACUAUAACCAACAUAUCAAUAUGGGAGUGAUAUAGUGCUGCACUAGGCAUGUGUUUAAGUGGUGAUGUGAUGAGUAAUGAUGUUGUCGACUCACCGUGACAUCAAGGUGAAGGAGGGAGCUGCCGGGAGUGACAGGGGACAUCUUCGCGUGGCAGUAGAGCUAUCAUCGCUGCAACAUGUCAGGACUAAAUUGUCUAAUACCCAUCUUAGCUGCAGUGUGAAAGGGGGUGUGUUGUGUUCAUGUGUGCGCGCAUGCGUGUAUGUGUGCGUGCAUUGGUGUGCGCAUGUUGCAUUCGUGUGUUUCUUUGUGCAUGUGCACGCAUUGCCUUUCUUGUCGGACGGAACAAUUAAAACGAAUGAUAGGGUCCAAAGCAUUUUUCCAGGCCUUUGUUCUUGUUGGGUCAUUGUUAACAACAGUUUUGUCACUGUUGAGUAAAAAAAAACAGAGGAUAAUCUGUGUUUGUAUGCAAAAUCACAAUUAUCAUAUUCAAGAGAAAUGCUGCAUAAAUUUUGAAAUAGGUCAUUGUCCCCCUUGGAAUGACUCCAACAUUUUCUGAACUCAAGGAAAUGUUAAACACACACACAGUAGAGCCUUGUCUCUACCAUAGAGCUCACUUUCUUGAGAAAUAGCAGUGGUCAGUGGUGUUAUUACUCCGGAAAAGCUUCCAGCUCUAGAAAUGGCAUGUUAAACCCGUUUUAUAACACAAUAAAUCAUGGGCAGAUUUUCCUGCCAGACAAAUCCCUUGAUAUGAUAUAAAAGAGUCGGUGACCAGACACAAUGGCAAAGAUUUACUGGCCGGUGUCCUUUUUUUGGACAAGACAAAGUUGAGCUUCACAGAUUUAUGGGUUGAAUCUCCCCCUCCUAUCGCAUUUUUCUUUGAUCGCACCACUUCAAGCUAGCGUGUCCGGGUUCUUCCCUAGGGGCACCAAGGGGUUCUGGGUAUUUAAUAAAUGGCAAUUUGAAAGUUGUAGUGCAAUCUUGUAUUGUUUAGGUUUUUUGUUGAAAAUGUUUUCAAUGUUUAGAAAAAAAAGAAAAAAAAGAAAAUUAAGGGCAAUUCUUUGUAUUGCAGGGACGUGGGUGUUAAACUUGUGUUAUCCUGUUGUGAUAAAAUGUUCAAGGUUGUAUAAUUGUUUUCAUAUGACAAAUUUAUGGGUAUAUUUUCAAAUUGAAAUAAAUCUUAAUCAUACCCCUAAGAUUGGAGUUCCAGUAGUUUAAAUUUUGUUUAAAAUCUGAACAGGUUUUAAAUUAUUUAUAAAUCAUAUUAUUAUUAUAUUACUCAUUAUUUCUAUUUCUAAUAUCACUAUUAUAUAUAAAAAUGUCACUAAAGUAACUCAUUAUAUUUCUCUGUCACUGAGUAUUGUAUUAAUACAGCACAGUCCUGACUUUACCAACUUUGCCCUGAUUUUUGCUUCUGAUAUCAUGUCAUAUAGUAAAUAUUUUUGUUGUAGCUACUCAGUGGGUUUAUAGUAUUUUUCCUCAUGUGCUCACUAUAAUAUGGGGAGAAAGUGAUUUGUCUGUUUACUGUAUGUGUCCUCCUUACAUUCUUGCGGGCUGAGUAUAUGUGUCCUGUCCGAAAGGAUAAAAAAGCUAAUAAAAGAGGAACUGAUGUGUCUACAAGUUAGGUUUUACAGGUAUAAAUGCACAUGUCAAGCUUAAACACUGCAUUCAUUAUCUUAACUGAUAAGAAUUUUAAUUUGUUAAAGUUGUUGGUUUAUGACCAAACACCAAUUAGUCUCAGCCUGACUUUGUGCCUAGCACUCACUAGCAAAUGUUGGCAUGCUAGCACACAAAACUAAGAUAAUGUACAGAGUGAAAAUUAUAUCAGCAUAUAUUGCAAGUAUGUUUGCAUGCUGACAUUAGCAUUCAGCUCAGAGCAGCACUGCCCCUAUAGAAUGGUGCAGAGAUGAUGUAUUGUUGUAGGCCAGCCUGGAAGUUAGCAUCAUGGGAUGGGAUUUUUUCAUUGGUUUUUGGAUUAUUGCAGAAAAUUAGUUUGAUAUACUUUCACUGUUAAUGUAUUUGAAGCCCAAAUACAAUCGCCAGAAGUAAAAACUAAUGUUAGGCUAUAAGCAAAUUACACCACUGUCACAUGACAGUAAACAUCACUACCACUAAGCUUCCAACUUGUAAUUUAAUUUAGCGCUAACCUUUUUUUCAAAAAGCCUUUUUACAAGUUAGUGAUAGUUUGCAAGAGAGUGAGUAUAGUAUGUAAAGGCAGACAUUUUUUGUGUACAGUUCUAUGAUGUUAACAAUCUCUGUAGUCUCAUUUAGCCUCUUCUUAGCAACCACCUAUUUUAAGACAUUUGGGGUAUUUUCUGACAUAUAUUAUGUUGUAGAAUAAAACUUUAAAAUGUCUUGA
Molecule: messenger RNA, 4967 nt
Organism: Lates calcarifer (barramundi perch)
Lineage: Eukaryota; Metazoa; Chordata; Actinopteri; Centropomidae
Gene: lingo2b
Product: leucine rich repeat and Ig domain containing 2b
Exons: 2
Coding region: 496-2364 (622 amino acids)
Molecular function (GO): protein binding
Source: RefSeq, a predicted model, not a curated record